AUGAAGUUCUCCAUUGCUGCUGUUGCCGGUCUCCUCAGCGCCGUUAGCGCUGCUUCUCUCCCCGCUGCCUUCACCCUCGUUGCUGAGGGUGGCCUCACCGUCCUGACCGAUGGAGAGUACCUCUACUACGGCGGCAACGGCACCGACGCCAACAAGGACAUCGCCAUCUUCCACGCCACGCCGGAUACCGGCGCCGUCUCCUACACUGCCAAGGACCAGACCCCUACCGGCUGGCAGAACCUGUACGUCGUCGAGAAGGACACCGCUCCCGUCGGUCUCACUCGUCCUCACUCCGGUGCUGUCCCCGAGGGCGCCAGCACCAUCGACUUCGGCGUUAAUGAGAAGGGUCUCUUCGCCCACGGUGGUGACGCUUAUUUCGCCGUUGAGGGCUACGGUGACAACCCCGUCAAGACCGUCUACUGGUACGGUCGCCACAGCUCCACCUACCGCGCUGCCGACCUCUACGUCAAGGAGUGCAAGGGUUGCUAA
This is a messenger RNA of Aspergillus pseudotamarii, 489 nucleotides long. RefSeq lists its product as uncharacterized. NCBI's taxonomy places the organism in Eukaryota, Fungi, Ascomycota, Eurotiomycetes, Eurotiales, Aspergillaceae. The record is from RefSeq and is a predicted model, not a curated record. Bases 1 to 489 code for a protein of 162 amino acids. The transcript is spliced from 3 exons.